This is a messenger RNA of Salvelinus namaycush (lake trout), 5712 nucleotides long. It is a transcript of the gene taf2, whose product is annotated as TAF2 RNA polymerase II, TATA box binding protein (TBP)-associated factor. The transcript has 27 exons. NCBI's taxonomy places the organism in Eukaryota, Metazoa, Chordata, Actinopteri, Salmoniformes, Salmonidae. Bases 511 to 4170 code for a protein of 1219 amino acids. The record is from RefSeq and is a predicted model, not a curated record. Gene Ontology annotation, molecular function: RNA polymerase II general transcription initiation factor activity; transcription cis-regulatory region binding; chromatin binding. Gene Ontology annotation, biological process: transcription initiation at RNA polymerase II promoter. Gene Ontology annotation, cellular component: transcription factor TFIID complex.
ACUUUGAGCGGUCGGUCUGUCGGUCGGACGGAGAGGAUAUAGUUGAAUGUUUUUGGAGCUCAACAUUGCCAGAAAUGCUCAUUUGAAGCAGAAUUGAUUCUUGAAAAGCUGAAUGAUAGUCUUUGGUAGCGUGCAUAUCUGGAAAAUGCGUUUGAGACAAUGAUAGCAUUGCACAGACAGCCGGCGGGGAAGAAUGGCUGGAAGUGUUGUGUUAACGUUGGCUGUUAACUAGCUAACGUUAGCACUAGCCAACUGACUAACGUUAGCUAGCUAAACCGCCACAUUCACUGCGCAUGAACUCAUUACAUUGGGAUUUAUUAGGACUGGAAAUAUAGCUAGCUAGCAAGAUAGUCGCUUACAUUAUUACAGUUGUCUUACAAUAUUUAAUGCGUGGAAAGCCUUGAGCAUCACUGUUGAUUUUUUGUGGAUACAGGAAGAACUUUCCAGUCCACACGACCAUCGCGUCAAACCCGUAGUUAACGAACAUGAUCAAAUUCAUAUACCGUAUCAAUGCAUGAAAUCAAGAUGAACAGGAAGAAGGACAAGGGAUUUGAGAGCCCGCGGCCUUUUAAAUUGACUCACCAGGUUGUCUGCAUCAACAACAUCAACUUCCAAAGAAAGUCUGUGAUUGGCUUUGUGGAGCUGACCAUCUUCCCAACUGUGGUCAACCUGAACCGGAUCAAACUCAACAGCAAGCAGUGCAGGAUCUACAGGGUCAGAGUCAACGACCUGGAAGCACCAUUCAUUUACAAUGACCCUACUCUAGAGGUCUGCCACCACGAGUCCAAGCAGAGGAACCUGAACUAUUUCUCCAGUGCCUACACAGCAGCAGUCAGCGCCGUGGACCCAGAUGCUGGACACGGCGAGCUGGUCAUCAAAGUCCCCUCGGAGCUGUGGAAGCAGGGAGACGAGAUGAAUGUGCUGAAGGUGUACAUUGAGUUCUCUCUGGACCAGCCUAAAGGAGGCCUUCACUUUGUGGUGCCUGACGUAGAGGGGAGCAUGGCUGAGAGAGGAGCACACGUCUUCUCCUUCGGAUACCAGAACUCCACAAGGUUCUGGUUCCCCUGUGUGGACUCGUACUCUGAGCUGUGCACCUGGAAGCUGGAGUUCACAGUGGAUGCCUCUAUGGUGGCUGUGUCCUGUGGGGACUUGGUAGAGACGGUCUAUACCCAUGACAUGAGGAAGAAGACCUUCCACUACGUCCUCCCCAUCCCCACCGCUGCCUCCAACAUCUCACUGUCUGUCGGGCCCUUUGAGAUCCUGGUCGACCCCUACAUGCAUGAGGUGACCCACUUCUGUUUGCCCCAGCUCCUGCCCCUGUUGAAACACUCCAUGUCCUACCUGCAUGAGAUCUUUGAGUUCUACGAGGAGAUCCUGACCUGUCGAUAUCCUUACUCCUGCUUCAAGACUGUGUUUGUGGACGAGGCCUACGUCCAGGUGUCUUCCUACGCGUCCAUGAGCAUCUUCAGUACUAAUCUGCUCCACAGUGCCCUGAUCAUAGACCAGACCCCCCUGACCAGACAGUGUUUAGCUCAGGCUCUGGCCCAGCAGUUCUUUGGCUGCUUCAUCUCCAGGAUGUCCUGGGCUGAUGAGUGGGUGCUGAAGGGGAUCUCUGGCUACAUCUAUGGUCUGUACCUGAAGAAGACCUUUGGAGUGAACCAGUACCGCCACUGGAUCAAAGAGGAACUGGACAAGAUGGUGGAGUAUGAGCUGAAGAUGGGAGGAGUUCUCUUACACCCGACCUUCGGUGGAGGCAAAGACAAGGACAAUCCUACCCCUCACCUCCACUUCUCCAUCAAGCACCCUCACACCCUGUCCUGGAAGUACUAUAAGAUGUUCCAGUGUAAAGCCCACCUGGUCAUGAGGCUCAUUGAGAACAGGAUCAGCAUGGAGUUCAUGCUGCAGGUGUUCAACAAGUUACUAAGCCUGGCCAGUACAGCGUCCUCGCAGAAGUACCAGUCACACAUGUGGAGUCAGAUGCUGGUAUCCACCCACAGCUUCCUCAAGUCCAUCUCCAACGUGUCGGGGAAGGACAUAGGACCCCUCAUCAAGCAGUGGGUAGACCAGAGUGCGGUGGUGAAGUUCUUUGGCAGUUUUGCCUUCAACAGGAAACGGAACGUUCUAGAACUGGAGAUCCGACAGGACUACACCUCCUCUGGAACACAGAAAUAUGUGGGACCCAUCAAGGUGACAGUACAGGAGCUGGAUGGAUCCUUCAACCACACGCUACAGAUCGAAGAGAACAGUCUGAAGCACGACAUCCCCUGCCACUCCAAGAGCAGACGAAACAAGAAGAAGAAGAUCCCUUUGAUGAACGGGGAGGAGGUUGACAUGGACCUGUCUGCUAUGGAUGCGGAUUCUCCCUUGCUGUGGAUCCGGAUCGAUCCAGACAUGUCCAUCCUGCGUAAGGUGGAGUUUGAGCAGGCAGACUUCAUGUGGCAGUACCAGCUCAGAAGUAUCUUCCUCAGGUACGAGCGGGACGUAGUGGCCCAGGAGGAGUCUAUUUUAGCCCUGGAGAAGUUCCCCACGCCGGCCUCCCGUCUGGCCCUCACUGACAUCCUAGAACAGGACCAGUGUUUCUACAAGGUCCGCCAGGGGGCCUGCUUCUGCCUCGCCAAGAUAGCCAACUCCAUGAUGAGCACGUGGACCGGUCCUCCAGCCAUGAAGUCUCUGUUCACCAGGAUGUUCUGCUGUAAGAGCUGUCCAAAUAUCGUCAAGACCAACACCUUCAUCAGCUUCCAGAGCUACUUCCUACAGAAGACCAUGCCUGUAGCCAUGGCUCAGCUCAGAGACAUCCAGAACCUCUGUCCCAAAGACGUCCUCAACUUCAUCCUGGACCUCAUCAAGUACAACGACAACAGGAAGAACAAGUUCUCCGACAACUACUACCGUGCCGAGCUGAUUGACGCCCUCACCAACUCCCUGACCCCGGCCAUCAGCAUCAGUAACGAGGUGCGCACCGUGGACAACCUCAACGGAGACGUACGUCUCAUCCUGGAGGAGAUCACACGGUCUCUGAACAUGGAGAAACUACUGCCCAGUUACCGCAACACCAUCACUGUCAGUUGUCUCAGAGCUAUCCGGAUGCUUCAGAAGAAUGGUCAUAUUCCCAGUGACCCCUCUCUGUUUAAAUCCUAUGCAGAAUACGGACACUUUGUGGAUGUGCGUGUCGCAGCACUGGAAGCUGUGGUGGACUACACAAGAGUUGACAGGAGCUCCGUGGAACUGCAGUGGCUGCUCAACAUGGUCCAGAAUGACCCGGCUCACUACGUCAGACACAAGAUCCUAAGCAUGCUGGGUAAAAACCCUCCCUUCACCAAAGCAGCCGAGUCUCCACUCUGCAACGAGGCUCUGGUCGACCAGCUGUGGAAACUCAUGAACUCAGGUACGUCUCAUGACUGGCGGUUGCGGUGUGACGCUGUGAAUCUGUACUACACUCUGUUUGGUCUGACGCGUCCCUCCUGUCUGCCUCUGCCCGAGCUGGGCCUGGUACUCAACCUCAAGGAGAAGAAGGCCGUCCUCAACCCCACUAUCAAGCCUGAACAGGGACCAGACACCACAGAGAUGACUGGCAACACCAUGGGCGUUCAUAUCCCUGUCAUGGGCUUCACUAGCAGUCUGGAUGAGGGCCUGAUCACCAUGGAGACAGUGUCCAGCGUGUCUAUGUCCAGUGGCGUGGCCCCGCCCCCUCAGGGUCUGAAGAGGAAGUUGGACAGUGUAGUUGGCCCGCUGGGCUCGUCCCCACCGGAGCCAGGCCAGGUACUGCAGGAAGAGGACAGCAGUAAAAAAUUCAAGAUCAGAUUUAACACCAUGGAGGAAGAUGAGAUUGACAUGGAGAGUCCCCAUGACAGCCAGGCGUUCAUCCACCACCACCUCAACAUCCUGGAGAGGCCGUCCACACCAGGUAAGGAACCUCCAGCCGUGGACCAGGCAGUCCUCUCCCUGCCUGUCACCCCCUUACCUUCUUCCUUCAGCAAAGAGUCCACCUCUUCCUCCAAACACAGCGGUCAUCACCACCACCACCACGAGCACAAGAAGAAGAAGAAGAAGAAGCACAAACAUAAACACAAACACAAACAUGAGAGUAAAGACAAGGAGAGGGACUCCCAUGCCUUCAGUAACAGCCCUGCUAGUGGACGCUCCGUGAGGUCACCAUCCAUGUCUGACUAGAACACAGCUCUGCCUCCUGGUUGGUCCUUCAGUAACAGCCCUGCUAGUGGACGCUCCGUGAGGUCACCAUCCAUGUCUGACUAGAACACAGCUCUGCCUCCUGGUUGGUCCUUCAGUAACAGCCCUGCUAGUGGACGCUCCGUGAGGUCACCAUCCAUGUCUGACUAGAACACAGCUCUGCCUCCUGGUUGGUCCUUCAGUAACAGCCCUGCUAGUGGACGCUCCGUGAGGUCACCAUCCAUGUCUGACUAGAACACAGCUCUGCCUCCUGGUUGGUCCUUCAGUAACAGCCCUGCUAGUGGACGCUCCGUGAGGUCUACAUGUCUGACUAGAACACAGCGCUGCCUCCUGGUUGGUCCAGAGCUGUGAAGCAUCACCCUCAAGACUAGACUCCAACUGUCAGUGGUUCAACUCCUCUGAAUAGACCUUACUGGUUUGCUGCUUGUCAACUAGCCUGGAAUCCACACUAAAUAUUGCUGUUUCACUGUUUGAAUCGGAGCAAUGUUUAGUUUGGAUUUGGAAAAUGGAGCAAUAUUCAGUGUGGAUCCACGGCUGACCCUGCAGUCAGUGUAGGUCGAGGGGGGGAAUGUGUGUAGCCUAACCGACAUUCUGUGACGUCUUCAUUAACCACACGGAGAGGCAGACCUGUGGGCCUCUCCAGAAGGGAGCCCCUUUGGUUUUAAAAGCAUCCCAGUCUCCAAUCACCUUAACCACACACAUACACACCCACCACACACACACUUCUGUCUGUCUCCUACCAUCAUCAACAACAUUUUCAGUUAGUGGCUGUCCUCACAAGGGAACCUCUUCAGCCUGUUAAACCCGGUCUCACAGACUGCCUCUAGUCUUUCCCCGGGUUUUAUUACGUUGCCCCGGACAUUGAAUUACAGGUUUACUUUAACCCUGCAAUUAAACUAAGAGGGGAAAUUCCACUCUCAUUCAGAGACCCAAUCAAUGCAAAGGUGGUAGAAUCAAGAAUGAGAUGUUUCUAAAUGUUUAGGAUGUAGAAUUUAUAGCAAAAUAUAAAUUGUCUCUAAUUAGGCUGACCUGCAGUAGACCAUGACUGUUUGCGUUCUAAACCGCACCCUAUUCGUUGUAUAGUACACUACGUUUGACCAGGACCCAUACGGCUCUGGUCAAAAGUAGUGCACUAUAUUGGGAAUAGGGUGCCAUGACUAAUAGCCUAAUUGCUGCCCUGUAUGACAUCACCAUACUGAAGAGUCAUUGGGUUGUUCCAUACCUGUCUCUAUUGCAUUCAUAUGGCACUGUUUCUACCCAUGCAUGUUUUAACUGUUUGUUUUUACUGGUAAGUCAUUAGAUUGUGUCCUUCUUGUCCCUCACCCAAUCAGUAACUAGAUUGUGGAUGGUCUCCUUGUCCCUCACCCAAUCAGUAACUAGAUUGUGGGUGGUCUCCUUGUCCCUGACCCAAUCAGUAAGUGUUCUUUAUAUUCAUUAUGUACUGCAGUUGUGUUGGAACCUUUUCUUCCCGGUUGGACAUGACUACAUCAUAAAGACGUUGGAAAAUAAAGCUUCUGAAGGCAA